Molecule: messenger RNA, 687 nt
Organism: Ascochyta rabiei
Lineage: Eukaryota; Fungi; Ascomycota; Dothideomycetes; Pleosporales; Didymellaceae
Exons: 2
Coding region: 1-687 (228 amino acids)
Biological process (GO): snRNA pseudouridine synthesis; ribosome biogenesis; rRNA pseudouridine synthesis
Cellular component (GO): box H/ACA snoRNP complex
Molecular function (GO): box H/ACA snoRNA binding
Source: RefSeq, a predicted model, not a curated record
AUGGCCAAGGAAAUCGAAGAGAAGAAGCUGAAGAAGGAGAAGAAGGACAAGAAGGAAAAGAAAGAGAAGCGCGCGGAGACCGACGGUGUUUCCAAGCCCAAGAAGGAGAAGAAGGAGAAGAAGAGCAAGGAUGUCACAGAUGCUCUCGAGACUGCGAUUGAGGAGCCCGAGGUCUCCAUGAUGGAGGUUGACAGCGGUGCUGGCGCAGAGGGCGACGAGCCCGCCGGCGCACUCGUUCCCUUUGCUUUCCCUCUCGCAGACAACGACAAGGAAGUCAAGAAGAUUCUGAAGACAGUCAAGAAGUCCGCAAAGACCAAGACCCUCCGUCGUGGUGUCAAGGAAGUCGUCAAGGCUCUCCGCAAGUCACAAGCUUCUGGAAACAGUGCAGACGUCAACGACCCGUCCGCUAUCGUCGUCAUCGCUGCCGACAUCUCGCCCAUGGACGUCAUCUCGCACAUCCCCGUCCUUUGCGAAGACCACGGCAUCCCUUACAUCUACAUCAAGUCGCGCGCACAGCUUGGUGAGGCGAGUGCAACCAAGAGGCCUACCUCGGUCGUCAUGGUCGCAAAGGCUGGGUCAGGCAAGAAGGCCAAGGAUGUAAAGGACGACGAUGCGAAGGAGUUUGAGGAGGCAUACGGUGAUCUGCAGAAGUUGGUCUCCAAGGCGGCGAAAACAGUGCGCAAGUAA